Pneumocystis murina B123 is the source of this 546-nucleotide messenger RNA. RefSeq lists its product as hypothetical. Lineage: Eukaryota; Fungi; Ascomycota; Pneumocystomycetes; Pneumocystales; Pneumocystaceae. The record is from RefSeq and is a predicted model, not a curated record. Gene Ontology annotation, molecular function: peptidyl-prolyl cis-trans isomerase activity. The coding region runs from base 1 to 546 and encodes 181 amino acids. The transcript has 7 exons. Gene Ontology annotation, cellular component: intracellular membrane-bounded organelle. Gene Ontology annotation, biological process: protein peptidyl-prolyl isomerization; protein folding.
AUGCAGGCACCAACAGACAUAGAUCCGCGCAAUCCUAUAGUAUUUUUUGAUAUUUCUAUUGGGAAUCAACCACAAGGACGUAUUAAAUUUGAAUUAUUUUCAAACACUCUUCCAAAAACAGCAGAAAAUUUUAGACAGUUUUGUACUGGAGAAACAAAGGGAUUAAAUGGUCGUCCACAGGGAUAUAAAGGUUCGAUUUUUCAUCGAGUGAUAAAAGAUUUUAUGGUUCAAGGGGGAGAUUUUAUUUAUGGCAACGGGACAGGAAGUACAUGUAUUUAUGGGUCACAGACGUUUCCGGAUGAGUCAUUUGUCCAUAAACAUGAUGCACCUGGAUUGCUAUCAAUGGCUAAUUCAGGACCUAAUACAAAUGGAUGUCAAUUUUUUAUUCUUACAAAGCCGGCGCCAUGGCUUGACGGAAAACAUUGUGUUUUUGGACGAGUUAUUUAUGGAUAUACAAUUUUAACAAAAAUGGAAAAUGUAGCAACAACAGGAACAAGUAACACACCUAAAAUUCCUAUUGUUAUUACAGAAUGCGGAGAAAUGUAA